CUGACCAAAAAAGUCUCAAGCACGGUAUCAUCAAAAGGACCGAACACCAUCGCCUUACCGUACGUACCUACUUAGUUUAUCUGUUAGUGUCUCAAAUCGCAGCGAAAUUACUGAGGAUGCGGCCGUGGCAGGUAGCAUUCUCACCAUGGGUCGUCUCGAUCGCGGUUUUGCUGUUCAUCAUGGAAAUUAGUUUCGGCCAGCUGCACGGGGGAAAGACGAAGAGUGUAAUAUUCGCAGAAGCAACUGCCACUUCGCCUGCGGCUACUAGCACAAGGACAGCAACGACGACAUUGGCAAAAAGACAGACAAGCGGAGCUGGAGGUCAGCUGGUCGCGAGCAAAGAUGUAGACGAUAUACAAACUUCACCUGCAGCUCCUUCGUGGGAGCCUUCAGGUUUUGCGCUCACCGACGAGGCGAGGGCGUUUUUGGAUUCGUAUGUGCAGUGGUAUAACGACGUGCUGGCGUGGUCAACAAAAAGUACGACGACUACUUCGCCCGCAGGACAUAAUUCUGAUGCAAGCAAAAGUGCGUCCUUAUCUACUUUUUCAAGCGAACUCGUACAACCAUCGUUCAAUUUCACCAGUGUGGCUUUCAGUCUUCACAACGGCAUCGGGGACUGUCUAACCCUAGGAAGGGAUAGCUUCAUGCAGCUUUUGUGGCGCUCCGUUGUCUUGCUGCGCCAGGAGGGGGACGACACGAGUGAGGAAAAAAGCGAAAAUGAUGAAAAGCAGAGCGAGAUGAAGGGAAUCCUGUCGCAAGAUAAAUUCAAAUUCCAGUACCACCUCCGCAUUGGCCGCAUGCAACGCGGAUGGCGCACAGACAGUUGGCCAACCGCGUGGGAGGUCGGCCUCGCGCCGCGGUUUCCGCUCCUUGGCUACUGGCCGAAUCCCAAGUGCGACAUGGGAAAGAAGGAGUUCGCAGAGGUAAGUGCGCAGGAGAUAGAAAGACAAAAGGAAAUAUUGAAGUCGUCCAGUGUAGUGGGGCUGGAACAAAACAAAGAAAGCAAGGGAGCUGCACCAAUUCAAGGCUCAGCUAAAGGAAGAAAUCGACUACGAGUAGGCAUGAAUCAAAUCCCGCCUGGGCUUAACGAGGUCAAUACCCUUUUCUACCUGUUUCUCCGACCGUCGCGAGCGGUUGCGCGGGCUGUGGAGACGACGCUGAAAGCGUGCAAACAGACAAGCAACUCAGCACCUACAGGGUCCUCGUCAACUACGACCACCUUCUCGCCGCCGCGUAUGGGGCUGCACUUUCGGUCCUACCUCGUGGACAAUCUACAGCCGGAGGAGUUUCGCGAGUGGGAGGAACGUGGUGAAGAGUGGCGCGUGGCAGGUGGCGCAGACAUUUUCGAACGGAAUAUCGCAGCAGAAGUCACGAGGUGUGCGGACCAGCUCAGAAGCCCGUUUGCAACCGGGGAGGAAAAGAAGGGAAAUUCAAAUCCUGUGAUAGAUCCGCCUGACUGUUGGUUCGUGACGGUGGAUUCCGUGCGAGUAGCGGAUAUGCUGAAAAAACGGUUCCCGGAUAAGGUUAUCCUCACAGACCUCGCGAACGAAAACAGUACCGGACAACAGGAACGGGCGGGCGUCAGCAGAAUCUCAGGGAGCGAGUAUGGAGUGGAAAACCGUUCAUUCACGACGUGGCACGCAACUAUGAGGGGGACGAAGUCAUGAGCGCUAUAGGCAUAGUCUUCUAUGAAGAUGCAUCACUGAAGAUUUAUUGUGUGCAACGACGCCUGUUCCUGGUGACAUGUAUUGCUGAUCCCCAUGAUGGAUCGUGCUACGGCAAAACGUGUUUUCCCGUCCACAUUGGAGGCAACGGGUUCGGGCGUUCCCAGGCCGAGCUCGACGAGAUGCAGUCGCAAGCCAAACGCGCCUACACCAAAAUGUUCGCGGACUGGUUUACAUUGCGCGAAAUGCCAGCUCUUGCGGUGUCGGAGGGCUCCUACUUUUCGGCCACAGCCGCCAAGCUGCGCGACGUGCCGCUUGACAAGCGCAACACGACCCAGAUCUGCUCCAUCUCGCCCUGCGCGCAGGCGACCCUGGACGUGCUGGCCCUUGCGGAGGCCGAAGAAAUCACCAUUGCUGCAGCGGCGAGGAAGCUCUAUGAUCUCGUGGAAGAACAAAAACCCUCCGAAGCGAAUGCAAAAACUGGCACGCCGAGAACCCGUCGGGCCUUUUCGCCCUGGAAACAGCGGAAGAAAAUUGAUGUUUUCGAAACAUGCGGCUUAUUGAACUACGGUGGCAGGAGAACGGUGGACAGCGCAGUGCAGGCGGGGCCUCCUGGUGUUGAUCUUCAGAAAGCAGGAAAUAAGGAGAAACCUCGUGCAGAAGAACUCUGAAGGCCUAGUAGGAGAAGCAGUCGUGAUAAUUGGUGCGAAUCAAUGUCAUGAUUGUAAAAGCAUCAAUGCGCCAGAAGUCCACCGCAGUCGUGAGGA
Molecule: messenger RNA, 2431 nt
Organism: Amoebophrya sp. A120
Lineage: Eukaryota; Dinophyceae; Syndiniales; Amoebophryaceae
Source: the annotation of a GenBank genome assembly